UGUUUUUGCCUAAGUGAUGUUGGCCUCUUCUUAAUCACUGCUAAUUUCUUAGCUCCAGUUGACCAGCAUCUAUUGUCCCUGUAAAGCAAAGACUUACUUCACUGGCACUGUUCUUGUUAAUUACAGCUAGUCAUUUAGUCCCAGCUAACCAGACUCAGAUCUCAUCUUUAGUCUUGAAGUGAAUCAAAAACUCCCUCUGGAAUUUCGUAAGUUAGGCCUCCACUGUUUGCUUUACUCUCGACAUCCUUAUCUUCCAAGCGACCAAUGAAAAUGUCAUCAAGCUUUGAACUCGUAAUGGAUUUCUAGGCCAAAGUUCCAAGGUCCUUUCAAAGUCUUUCCCAAAACAAUAUGCCAGAUCUCUCACUGUAGCCCCAGAACCUGUUACCAUGUUGUUUUGAGGUUUCUAUUUCUGCAAUGAAACACAACGACCAAAAAACCAGCUGGAGAGGAAAGGGUUUAUUUGGCUUACACUUCCAUAUAACUGUUUGCCAUCAAAGAACCCAAUACUGGAAAACAAACAGGGCAGGGAACCUGGAAUCAGUUGUUGAUACAGAGACCCUGGCUUGCCCCUAUGGCUUUUCCACCUGCUUUCCUUUUAGUCCCCAAGACCACAAACCCAAGGAAGCAUCAUCCAUAGGGGCUGGGCCCUCCCCCAUCAAUCACUAAUUUACAAAAUGUUGUACAGGUUUGUCUGCUGCUCACACUGCUGAAGGAAAUUUUUCUUUUUCGAGGUUCCCUCCUAUAAGAUGAAUAUGACCGUGUCAAGUACACAAAACUAUCCAGAACGCUGGGGUCAAGAGAAAAUAAACUCUAACGGGUCAUGGAAGAUCUUCUAACCUCGUUAGUAAUUGACUCUGGAGUUCCUCACAGUGGCUAAACCUUAGGCUAAAAUGCACCUUUGUUAUUACGGAGAUUUCUACUUCAUUGAAUUGAGGAAUCAAUGAGCCAAAAAUAAAAGCUAGUUUAGUUUCACUUUCCUGUUCUUAAAAAUGCAGGCAAUUCAGAAAGAAAACUGGACCCACUCUCCUAUGUGAUUGGCUAGCACACUCUGAAGGUGGGACAAAAGUCAAGACAAAGGAGCUACCCAACUUCCUUGUUUCUGCUGCAAAGACUCCAGCACAGCUGAGGGCUAUUCCUGUCUUGAGCAGUGAGAGCAUCCCCUGGACACAGGAUUUUCGGUGCCAUUAUUUGCUCACUGUCAUGGGUCAGCAGUUCUCUUCAUCUAAGAAUGAGCGCCAGCGCCACCAAGAUUUGGCCUCCAGUUUUACCGAAUAUUUUAAGAAGUUUAAGGUAGAAAGCAAAAUCAUUCCUCAAGAAACCUUAGCUUCAAUUGUGUUAAACUUGUCAAAAGGAAACAUUCAGGUGGCAAACUCUUUUAUCACUAAUGCAUUAAAAGAAAUGGACAGCACCCCACUCAAUGUUGCUGUGACCGGAGAGUCUGGAUCAGGGAAGUCCAGCUUCAUCAAUGCCCUGAGGGGGAUUGGGCAUGAAGAGGAAGGUGCAGCUGAAAUUGGUGUGGUAGAAACUACCAUGGAGAGGCAUCCCUACACACACCCCAAUAUUCCCAAUGUGGUUUUUUGGGACCUGCCUGGGAUUGGAACCACAAAUUUCCCACCCAAAGAUUAUCUGGAGAAAAUGAAAUUCAACGAGUAUGAUUUCUUCAUCAUUGUGUCUGCCACACGCUUUAAGAAAAAUGAUAUAGACCUCGCCAAAGCAAUCCAAAAGAUGAAGAAGGAUUUCUACUUCGUGAGAACCAAGGUGGACUCUGACUUGAAAAAUGAGAAGGAAUUCAAACCACGAACCUUUAACAGAGACAAGGUCCUGUGGCAGAUCCGUGAUAGUUGUAUGAAGACCUUUCAGGAGAAUAAGGUUAAGCAACCACCCAUCUUCUUGAUCUCUAAUAAAAUCUUAUCUGAGUAUGAUUUCCAACUCCUCAUGGACAAGGUGGUGAAUGCUCUCCCUGUAUACAAACGUCACAAAUUUAUGCUCUCCUUGCCUAUUAUUACACGUGCAGCCAUUGAAAAGAAGCGGCAGUUUCUGGAGCAGACCAUUUGGCUCGAAGCCUUUGCAGCCCUAUUCAAUAUGGUCCCUUCACUGAACAUCUUAAUGGGCGAUGAUGUGGAGAAUCUUAGGUGCAGCAUGAAGCGCUAUCGAGCUGUCUUUGGAGUGGAUGAUGAAUCCUUGCAGAGUUUGGCUGAGGACUGGCAAGUGUCGGUGGAUCAGCUCAAGGCAAAGAUGAAAUCUCCUCAUGUGUUUGAAACUAAAGAGAAAGAAACAACACAAGAAAGGCUUUCAAGACUUUAUGAGGAGUUCUAUUUGGCUAACGGGCACCUAGUUGCUAAGAAUGUUUAUGUUAAAGAAUUGUUUUACCUGAAAUAUUCUUUCCUUGACAUGGUGACAGAUGAUGCUAACGCUCUUCUCAGAGAGAUAUGUGUAAAAAAUAACUUGGUUUCUGCUUAAGCUGAAAUGUUGUAGCUGUCAAAAAUCAGAAUCAAUGACAGAAAAAUAGGACACUGAUAUUGCAAAACAACAUACUGGGUUAUUCAGGCCAUGCAGGCUUUAUCCAUGCUUAGUGAUCAUAUAUCCACAUUAGUUGUAGCAAGGGGAUCAGAUAUGUGUGAAUAAUCUGAGUGCUAAAAACUAUCUACUCACUUUGAAUAAACUAUCAGAUCUAGUAAUUUCACUUUUAUACAAAUUUAUUUCAUAUAAAUCAACAUCCACUUUUGUGUUUAA
This is a messenger RNA of Arvicola amphibius (Eurasian water vole), 2733 nucleotides long. RefSeq names its product interferon-inducible GTPase 1-like. Gene Ontology annotation, cellular component: endoplasmic reticulum membrane. The record is from RefSeq and is a predicted model, not a curated record. Gene Ontology annotation, molecular function: GTPase activity; GTP binding. The transcript is spliced from 2 exons. The coding region runs from base 1201 to 2460 and encodes 419 amino acids. NCBI's taxonomy places the organism in Eukaryota, Metazoa, Chordata, Mammalia, Rodentia, Cricetidae. Gene Ontology annotation, biological process: defense response; cellular response to interferon-beta.